AUGCCGUUUUGCUCGCAGCAAAUUCUCAGCCGUCGAGGUUUACUUGAUCGAACGUUGAGAAGCUGGGGUGUGAGAGUAUUUAAAUGUCCAAACGUUACCCCCACCCCCAAACCCCCUACCCUCACCAUCUCUCCGGACCUCUCACCUGAACCCUUGAUGCCGCCGUCCUCCGCCAUCCGCCGCCUGCCGGAAUCGCCUCCGCCCGUCCGCCGCCGGCGGAAAUCGCCGUCCGCCGGCGGCCGAUUUGUCCAAAUGCUCCCAAAUUUCACCACUGCCUCCCUUCACCUCCCCUUUACAAAUCCAGCCUUACCUUUCCUCAAAUCCCCUCCGAACCCCUCGAAUAGCCAAAAACAGUGGUUGCCGCCUCCGCCGUACACCGCGGCGCCACCUCCAAACUGCCCCAAAAUUAUACCCUAG
This is a messenger RNA of Nicotiana attenuata, 417 nucleotides long. Its product is annotated as proline-rich extensin-like protein EPR1. The record is from RefSeq and is a predicted model, not a curated record. Bases 1 to 417 code for a protein of 138 amino acids. The transcript has a single exon. Lineage: Eukaryota; Viridiplantae; Streptophyta; Magnoliopsida; Solanales; Solanaceae.